Phalaenopsis equestris is the source of this 1738-nucleotide messenger RNA. RefSeq names its product probable arabinosyltransferase ARAD1. The transcript is spliced from 4 exons. NCBI's taxonomy places the organism in Eukaryota, Viridiplantae, Streptophyta, Magnoliopsida, Asparagales, Orchidaceae. Gene Ontology annotation, molecular function: glycosyltransferase activity. The record is from RefSeq and is a predicted model, not a curated record. Bases 115 to 1464 code for a protein of 449 amino acids.
AAGAAUAAAAAAAAGGACGUGCACGCCUAUAUCGUACGUAAUAUUUCCUCCCGAUUUGCAGGGACCCCAGGGAAGAAAUUUGGAGCAAGGAGCAAAUGCGCCAGCGCGAAUGAUAUGGCUUCCCUGACAAGAAGUGUUGCAUCUUUGUCUGGCCUCCUCGUCCUCCUCAUCUUCUUCACCAUCUACAUCUCCACCGCCGACCUUGGCUCUCGGCACUUCUCCCUCCCCCUCCUCCCAAUCCACUCCUCCAUUCUCUGCGCCUCAGCGCCCUGCGAUGCCACCGCGGCCUUAGGCGGCACCUAUGAACGCCGAAUGCCUCCACUCCACGUCUACAUGUACGAUCUUCCCCGCCGAUUCAAUUUCGCCAUGAUGGAUCACCGACCUGACACGGAUCCCCCACCCGCUACAGGCAAGGAUAUCCCUCCGUGGCCGCCCAGCGCGGGGAUCAAAAAGCAGCACAGCGUGGAGUAUUGGAUGACCGCGUCUCUGCUCAUUGGCGAUGAUAAGUCUGCCGCGGAGGAGAGUGAGGUGGUUAGGGUUCGCGAUGGGGAGGUGGCGGACGUGUUCUUCGUCCCUUUUUUCUCCUCACUUAGCUUUAAUUCUCACGGGCGCAACAUGACCGAUCCAGACACCGAGAUCGAUCGGAAGCUCCAGGCUGACUUGCUUGACAUUCUGGGUAAGUCGCAGUACUGGCAGCGGUCGGCUGGUCGAGAUCAUGUUUUCCCCAUGCAACACCCAAAUGCAUUUAGAUUUCUCCGUGAUCAAUUAAACGCAUCCAUUCUUGUGGUUGCUGAUUUUGGGCGGUAUCCAAAAAGUUUGUCCAGCCUAAGCAAAGAUGUUGUGGCUCCAUAUGUUCAUGUUGUAGAAUCGUAUGUGGAUGAUGAUUCUUCUGAUCCUUUUGAAUUACGUCCCACACUUCUGUUCUUCCGGGGUAGAACUGUAAGGAAAGAUGAAGGAGUUGUACGCCAAAAGCUGGCCAAGGUUUUAGCGGGGUACGGUGAUGUGCAUUAUGAAGAUAGCUUUGCUACUGGAGAGGGCAUUAAAGCUUCCACGCUCGGCAUGCGGUCAUCGAAGUUUUGUUUGCACCCUGCAGGCGACACACCCUCCUCAUGCCGUUUGUUUGAUGCUAUUGUCAGUCAUUGUGUGCCUGUGAUUAUCAGUGACCACAUUGAACUUCCCUUUGAGACUGACCUUGACUACACAGAAUUCUCCUUUUUCUUCUCAGUCGAUGAGGCUCUACAGCCUGGUUACUUGGUUUCCCAGCUUAGAGCAGUGUCCAAGGAUAGAUGGCUUGAGUUGUGGAAGAAGUUAAAGCUUGUUUCCCACCACUAUGAAUUUCAUUAUCCUCCGAAGAGAGAUGAUGCUGUUAACAUGCUGUGGCGGCAGGUACGUCAAAAACUCCCUACAGCCAAACUUGCUGAGCAUCGGAGUCGACGACUGAAGAUACCAGACUGGUGGAAGUGAUGGUGGAUAGUGCUGAUAAUUUUGAUUUUCUAUGUUGGUGAUAAUGAGCAUGAUGACAAUGUUUGCGUUACAAUCUUAUUCUUAGGUCUCACAGAGUUUUUGAUGGUUUAGAUUUGUUGUGUACAUAGUGGUUGCAAGACCUUUUCUGCUGCUACCAUCAUUGAGUGAAUUUGUGACAACAUGAGAUUGUUUCGAGCAGAGUAUUUAUCCCCAAUUGUAACUUUACAAUUUUUGAACAUUUUUUUUCUUCAUAGUAAAGCUUUGAUCUUAGCUA